This is a messenger RNA of Camellia sinensis, 864 nucleotides long. The record is from RefSeq and is a predicted model, not a curated record. NCBI's taxonomy places the organism in Eukaryota, Viridiplantae, Streptophyta, Magnoliopsida, Ericales, Theaceae.
AUGUCAACAGCUCCAGACAGCUGUCCAAGUCUAUCAAAAGGCAAGAAAGUCUUACCAUUGGAGGAAGAGCUCUCAAAAAUUUCUAGGAGAGAAUCAAUUAAAACUAAUGGCUCAGUCUUAUUGCUUGCCAUUGGAGAGGUGGAAGCUUUAACUGCAAAAUGGAUUUGCUUGCAUCUACAUCAGACUCAAACACUGGAGCAAGAAGCAUAUCCAGCAUUGGAUGAGUUGACUUCUAAAAUCAGCACACUUAACCUUGAGCGUGUUAGACAAAUAAAGAGUCGUCUCGUUGCAAUAUCUGGUCGUGUACAGAAGGUGAGAGAUGAACUCGAGCAUCUGUUAGAUGAUGACAAUGACAUGGCUGAAAUGUAUUUAACAGAGAAGUUUGCUGGUCACUCAAUGGACCACACAUCCUUAAAGGAGGAAUUAUAUGAUGAGGCACUUGAGGAUGAUGAAGACAGGGGUGAAGAAACUAAGUCUCAACACAGCUAUGGAACUUAUACUGGAAUAAAGCCCAAUAUUGAGGAGCUGGAGAUGCUUUUAGAAGCCUACUUUGCACAGAUAGAUGGCAUCUCACAAAAACUAUUCCAUAUAAGUGAGUAUGCCAACGACACGGAGGACUUCAUUAACAUCAUGUUGGAUGAAAAGCAAAAUCAGCUGCUACAAAUGGGAGUGAUGCUGAGUACGGCAAAUAUGAUAAUGAAUGCAGGUAUCGCGGUUGUAGGGUUGUUUGGGAUGAACAUUGAGAUCUCUCUCUUUUCUAGUCCAACCAUAAACUUCUGGGAAACUGCUAUUGGUACCGUAGGAGGUUGUGUGGCUUUGUAUUUGAUUGCUGUAGGGUGGGGUAAGAAAAAGACCCUCAUAUAG